Messenger RNA from Zea mays, 2351 nucleotides. RefSeq lists its product as uncharacterized. Gene Ontology annotation, molecular function: protein binding. The coding region runs from base 127 to 1710 and encodes 527 amino acids. NCBI's taxonomy places the organism in Eukaryota, Viridiplantae, Streptophyta, Magnoliopsida, Poales, Poaceae. The transcript is spliced from 2 exons. The record is from RefSeq and is a predicted model, not a curated record.
GACUGUUACUGUGACGCCGUGAGUCCCCGACUCCACAACAGCGGCCGGCACUCUUCCCCAACUCUGCCCAAAAAUUUGAAAUCCUUUUCGCUUCCAUCUUCACCGACCCCCGAGCACCCUAUCUAGAUGGCGGAUCCACCGCCUGUGCUCACGCUCCUGGUGAAGAAGGGACCCUGCGAGGGGAAGACCGUGCAUCGCCGCGCCGGCGCCACGGCGCUCCGUGUCGGCCGCGUUGCCAAGGGCAACGACCUCUCCGUGGGCGACGCUGGCGCGUCGCAGAGGCAUCUCUCCGUCAAGUUCCUCCCGCCGCCUGCGGCCCGGUGGUCCGUCACCGAUUUAUGCUCCUCCAACGGCACCCUCCUCAACGGUACGCCUCUCGUGGCCACUAUCCCCGCCCCGCUCUCCGACGGGGACCUCAUCAAGAUCGGGGAGGCCACCGUGCUCGCCGUCUCCAUAUCGACCGAGGCAGGCCCGGUACCGGGCGCCGCCGCGACUAGGCGUUCCGCGCGCAACGCAGCAGCCGUGGCGACGGCGGCGGAGGAACAGGUGGCCGCUGUUUCUCGCAGGGUCGGACGGAGGAAGGCCGUUUCGGCUGAAGCCCCCGAAGCUGGGAAUGAAGUGGAGGAGGAAGCUGCACUCCCGACUCGCCGAGGCGGGCGGAGGAAGGCCGUUGAGCCCGCUGGGGUGGAGACGGAAGAGGAAGACGAAGAGGAGGAAGCGGCAAUACCGCGCCGUAGCAGGCCGAGGAAGGCUGCAGCGACGGUUGUCCUUCCGCCACAGCCGCAAAAUAUGAGGUCUACGAGGGCUGCUGCAAGGAGAGUUGAGGUUUUGGGGUGCGAAAACGAUGAGGGAGAAGUGGUGAGGACCGGGUCCGGGAGGGGUCGAGGACGGGUUACAAGGGCAAAUGCAAGGAAUGGUACGGGUGUUACUCCCGGGGAGGAGGAAGACGAGAGUGAGGUGGCUCUGGCCAGAGAUCGGGAAGGGACAGCUGCCGAGCGCAAGGGUGAAGUGGUGCCGGCGGCUGGGAGAGGACGAUCAAAGAGGAGCAGAGGAGGCCGAGGCCGAGGAAGGGCUACGAGGGCAAGUACAAGGAAGCCUGAGGGUGCUAUUGUUGGGAACGAUGAAAAUGAGCAAGAGGAAACGGAUAUAGUUGAUGGCAGAGAACGAUUGAGUGUGUUGACCGUAAAUGAUGGUUCUCAAGAAGAUAAAGUGGCAAAUGAGGUUGAUAAGUUGGAUGGAAACUCAAAGACACCCUUAGAGGAUGAGAAGAUGGUGGAUGUGGAGCAUGCGACAUUGACAGAGAGGACGAUAGAGGGGAGGGUCAAUGCUCAGCAUUCUCCUGCUGACAGUGGUGGUCUGGAAGAAGAGGAGGUGAAGAAUUUGACCAAGGGAGGGGAAAUCGAAGUAGAAAAGGAAUUGAGGGAAAGAGUGUCACCAGAGUCAAAGCUGGAUGGUGUUGGAGAAGUGGAAAAGAAUGACAAGAGGGAAGUUAUUGGUGCCGGUGGAGAGAAAGGCCAUGUGUGGGAGCGCAAAGGAAGACACAGAUUAGAGAAUAUGACAUUGGGGGAGUGGUUUGUUCAAAUCGAGAAAUACCUUCUAGCAAAGAAUGAAGAGGCUGCUGAAAUGGCGAUAUCUGAAGUGCAAGAGAAACACCGGCGGUUUUGUGAACAUGUUAAAACGUUCGAGCUCAAAAAGGGUACUGCUCCUUGAGAUUCCAUGGAUAAUCUGGAAAUAUUUUGGACAGCCUAGUGUUGGAUAAUUUGACACCAUCAGAUAUCACAAUGAAGACAAUAACACUGAAGCGUUGCAAACUGUAGGUUUGUGAUAUAACCAUCAUUAGCAGGGUGGUGACAUUGGAAAUUGUUUAUUCCAGACUUAGGCCUUGUUUGAUAAUCUUGCUAUGGACAUAUGUAUUGGAAACUGGAUACAUAUGCUGUACAAGAAAAUGUAGAGGUCAAAACUGUUUGUGAAAAGAAUAGGGCACCAUGAAAACCGGGCGGCUUUUUUUUGCAUUAUAGGCCCGUUCGGCUUUCACGGAUUCAUGGCCCGGAACGAUGGCUAGUUCUUACUUCAUAGACAGAUUGAUUAUCUAAUUUAUAUAAGAUUUUUUAUUAGAUGUCAGAAUGAUUCCUGGAGUCCAGUCCUGAACAAACGAACAAGGUCGCUGAGCUGCCGGGGUGAGGCCACUGUUCAAGCCACUGGGGUGAAGACACUAUGAUCUUAUCGCUGGAGAUAUAGCAGGGUGCUACAUUUCACUAGCAUUACCGUUUGUAAUUUGAUUCACCCUCCUUUGUACAUAAGAAUUCGUGAUGUUAAAGGUCGGAACAAUAAAGUUCCAUUCGUUGUUUGGC